AUGUUCACGCUACUUCCGUCACUCUAUUUUGCAGCGACAAAUUAUAUUCGAAGUUGGAACCCAAAUAAUUAUCAAGAAAACUAUGAUGAUAAUCAAUCAGAGAAUGACUUAAUUAAACAAAAACUCAGUCAUUAUGAUAUAAAACCGGUGCAACAAGAGAAACUUUUACAAUAUGAUACAAAUUUCUCACCAAAAAAUAUUGUGAGCGUCGAAAAUAAAGAUGAUCAGCUAAACAGUGAUAGUAUCGAUAAACAACAACAACAACAACAAACAAGUACCAAUAUAAAACUUCAAAACAAUACACAAUCAGCAUCUAUAUUGCUUGAGCGACGUAAAACUUUUACAGGAGAAUUAAUUGAUGAUGAUUUAGUUUAUUUAAUGAAUGAAACGGGAUUUACAGCAGAACAAAUUUUGGCUUGGCACAGUGAUUUUCUGCAAAUUAAGGAUAAUAAUAGAGAUUGUCCUGAUGGUAAAUUAUCAAAAGAAAAAUUUAUUGAAAUUUAUAGUCAAUUUUAUACGAAAGGACGUGUACAUAAAUUUUGUGAACAUGCCUUUCGAGUAUUUGAUAAAGAUAGCAGUGGAAAUAUUGAUUUUAUUGAAUUUUUGAUUGCUGUUAGUAUGACAUCGUCGAAAGAUCGUCAACGUAAAACAGAAUUAUUUUUUAGUAUGUAUGAUAUUGAUAAUAAUGGUUUCAUUGAUGAAACAGAAAUGAAAUCGGUUGUGGAAUCAAUUUAUGAAUUAAUGGGUAUUGAUCAUAAUUCAAAUCGUAUCAAUUCAAAAGUACGAGAAAUAUUUUCAAAAGCCGAUCUUGAUCAAAAACAUUAUUUAACAAGAGAUGAAUUUGUAAAAGCAUGUGAAAAUGAUCGUUAUAUUCGUAAACUAUUGGUACCACAUACCAAAGCACAUUAA
Molecule: messenger RNA, 909 nt
Organism: Didymodactylos carnosus
Lineage: Eukaryota; Metazoa; Rotifera; Eurotatoria; Philodinida; Philodinidae
Source: the annotation of a GenBank genome assembly